GCAAGCCCUUCAAAGCCUCUGCUCAAAGUGUUAAUCUACAUAUUUAUAUUUUUGUAAUUAAAAGGCCAUACAGAUACGUCUUCAGCUGGCCGUAUACCUAGUGUAAUUUAUAACCUAAACUCCAGAAAACGUAUAGAAAGGUGAUUUUUUUAUAGUUACCGUGGUGUUUCAAUUGACACACAGGAAAGCUAAACUCACAUUGACUUUAUGUGUAAGUGCUUAGAAUCAGUUUGAAUAACAUACUGUUUAUAGAGGAAAUAGUUCAGGCAAAGAUAAACUCAUCAUAUCCGUUAUCACUAAAACAUCUGUUUGUUAAGUUUUUCAUUAGGUGGAUGCGUGGAACCUGCAUCAUGUGUCCUCCACAAAAGGUCAAAGGAGAAGACAAGACAUUUGUGUUCAGCUUCUUUAAUGAUAUAGCCCAAGUUCCCCAGAUAAAAGAACAAGCUGUCAUUCUUUCGCAGAAUAUCCACCAUGUGUUAACCUCUAUCACUAAACAAGUAAACAAGUGGAAGAAGUACAUGCAUAGGUGCAAAUUUGACAAUGACCUAUAUGUGAAGAAAUCUGUGGCAGAUCUGCUAUCUCACUUGGCUUAUAAUGACAAGAUGCAGUUGUACUCCAAUAUCAUUCAAGAGGUUGACCACCUGCCUCUGAUGAAUAUGGUGCUGUGUGUUCAACUAAAUAUGGAGACUGCUGUUCAGACGUUUCGGGAGAAGGCAAAAGAGUGCAUCCAGGUUUUGGGAAAGCAGUUAAUCAUAUCUGUCAUGGAGGAUCUUCAUAAACUGGAAGCAAAACUGCAAGUAUGCUUUGAAAUUCUAAAGGAAAAAGAAAAUUCUAUUAGCAUUUCAAUGUAUGAAGCCAUAUACUAGUUCAAUUGUUGUAUUUCCUCAAUAUUUCAUACAUUUUCUUUUGCAAAACAAUCCUGUCAACCAGUCUUUACAGAUCACAAACAACAUUAAAUAGUCAAUGAAUGUCACUUGAGCAGCACAUAACUGUACAUCUGCUCUGUCCUAGCAAAGGCUAGAGUUACAUUUUGGUUUAUUGAACAUAAGGAAUACUGUAAAUACAUGCAGAAUGCGAUGCCAAUAUCACUUUAAGACACCCAAACAAACACUCAGCUAUGCAGAUUCUCUGAAUGUGAGAAUAUUUAAAGGCGUGUCAUCAUAAAUCUAGAUGAAUAUACAGACUCCACACAUAAGACAUCUCAGCUUUUAAUGAAACACAGGGUCAAAGGACUGA
Messenger RNA from Erpetoichthys calabaricus (reedfish), 1236 nucleotides. RefSeq names its product dynein axonemal heavy chain 10-like. The coding region runs from base 333 to 866 and encodes 177 amino acids. The transcript has a single exon. NCBI's taxonomy places the organism in Eukaryota, Metazoa, Chordata, Cladistia, Polypteriformes, Polypteridae. The record is from RefSeq and is a predicted model, not a curated record.